This is a messenger RNA of Schistosoma rodhaini, 3309 nucleotides long. The record is from the annotation of a GenBank genome assembly. NCBI's taxonomy places the organism in Eukaryota, Metazoa, Platyhelminthes, Trematoda, Strigeidida, Schistosomatidae.
CUCUCAAGGAUACACUCUUGUUCAUCCCAUCGAGGUCCGUAUCAUUCUCUAUCAUCGAUAAUCGGACGUAUUGGCAUUUUUAUUACGCUUUAGUACGGUCUCGUAACAAACGAGGUCGAGCGCAUCUCCCUCAAACGACAUAAACCACACUAGGCCUUACGACUAAAAAGGAAUAGGCCCCGCUGUCACUAUUCUGUUCCUCUGGUCAUUCUACUAAUACAUAUUUAACUAUAAUUCGGUACAUCUGGUUAUAACGCGAAUGACAACGUGCACUGACUCCGCAUUUUGUAAUUAUUGUCAAUUGCAGUGCAGCAACAAAUAUCACCCAUCAAUGCAGUUAUCAUUUUACGGAUGGAUUGUGUUUAUCUUACGAACAGAAACUCCAUGUAUGUAAAUUCAAAUCCACUAAUCGCUAAUCGAUGUUAUUUGCUCUACCGCAGCUUAUUAAGACAUAUUCAUAUUCCACUAUUCUUUACCCUUAUAUUCUGUCGGCACCACAGACCAGUUCCGUCAUAUUCUACCUUACUUAUUUUCGCGAUUUAUCUCGCUGUCAUAUCCAUAAGCGAUAAACGAUUUAUUACUCUGUAUUCACGAUAUUUUGAAUCGCUCACACAAACAUGUUAUUUAAUUGUUCAGAUAGUCACGAAAUAAAUGCAUGUCAAUUUUUUGUACGCUUAAUAGUUUGCUCAUAAUCGCAUGUUAACAUUCCACUUUUUUCCGCAUAUUUACUAUAUUCAAGUACUUUUUUCACAUAAGUAUGACACUUUCGUACAAUACACUAACCCUUCACGUGACACUACUCCAUCAGGUUCUUGUAUUUGGCUCUUGGUUGCUACAUUCUUCCGUCUUCCAGUCUCUGGUACACAUAGUAUUGUAGGUGCAACGAUGGGUUUUAGUCUUGUUAUCUUUGGACUCAAUGCUAUUCAGUGGAAAGGACUAAUUAAAAUUGUUGGAUCAUGGUUUCUCUCACCUCUUCUGAGCGGUUUGGCAUCUAUUGGAGUAUUUUUCCUAAUGCGUUUUAUGGUGCUCAGAAAAGAAGAUCCUCUUGAACCUGCACUUAAACUUAUCCCAGGUUUUUUCGGUACAGUGGUGCUAGUCAAUAGUUUUUCCAUAUUUUACGAAGGACCUUCAAUGCUAAAAUUCGAUAGAAUACCUCUUUAUGGAAUAUUUAUAAUUAGUUGUGGUCUAGGUAUUAUCACUGUUCUACUUGUGAAGUUUAUUUGGGUACCUUUGGUUCGUCGACGUAUUUUAACUGGAGAAUCGAGUAGACAUAUUUUGAAAGGUUAUUUUACUCGUAAGAGCAAAAAGAAAUUAUCUGUCGCUGUAGACGAUAAGUAUCAAUCUAUUGAGGAUAAUAAAUCUUCCAAACGUUCAAGCAGUAAUCAUGAAACAAUUGACAUGGAUACGUAUGUACCUCAUACAGAUGGAGAGGCUGUGGUUGGAUUUCGAAACAAUGUUGCUAGAGGCAAUACAGAUAAUAAAGACAAACUUGGACGAUUUACAAGCGAAAAUAAUGGUGUAAUACAAGGAUUAGAAAAUCAGAAUAAAGUUUCAAGUCAUUUCGAAGUGAAACCAAGUAAUCCAGAUGAAUCAGGUCAUAAAAAAAAUCAGUUAAAUUGGGUUUUGGAUUAUUCAUCAAAUGAUCAAAAUGCCAUCACGGAUGGUAGUCAUAAUUUAAAUAAUGGUAAAAUGAAUGUAUCAUUUCCUCCUAACCUGUCUACAAUUGGUGAAGAACCAGAUCCUAUGGACUCUGUUAAAGAUCGUCCUGCUGAAGCUCAGGUUUUCUCCUCUUUACAAAUUUUAACAGCUGUUUUCGGAUCAUUUGCUCAUGGUGGUAAUGAUGUAAGUAAUGCUAUCGGACCGUUGAUCGGUUUAUGGCUUAUCGCCACCACACAAUCAGUUGAUUCAUCGAAAACUACAGAUAUUUGGAUUUUGGUUUAUGGUGGUGUUGGUAUAUCGGUUGGUCUUUGGAUAUGGGGUAGACGAGUUAUUCAAACACUGGGUGAAGAUCUGACAAAAAUAUCACCCUCUAGUGGUGUUUGUAUUGAGAUUGGUUCAGCCCUAACUGUAUUAAUUGCUAGUAAAAUUGGUCUACCAAUAUCAACUACACAUUGUAAAGUUGGUUCAGUUGUAUUUGUUGGACGUGCACGUUCUAAAGACAAUGUUAAUUGGGGUGUAUUUCGUAAUAUUCUAAUUGCAUGGUUAGUAACCUUACCUGCUGCUGGUGCUAUCUCUGCUUUACUCAUGUAUAUAUUUACAUUUGUUGUAUGAAUUUUGUUUAUUAUAUUAUUAAUAAAUAUUUUAUGAUUCAAAAAAUUUGUUUUUAUAAGUAAAAAAAAACGAAGAAAAGAAUAAAGUAAAUCUCACAAAUCAAUAAUGUAACUUCUUGUUUUUAUCCUCAUUCAUUUUGAGCGAACUGAUUGAUUUUUUUUCUGCUCACUUCUUCAUUUACUUACUAGAUUUCUACUGUUUUUGUUCUUUUUUUCGUUCAACACAUCCGCUUGUAAACAUAUAUGCAUAUAUACAGAAUAGAAAACACAGUUACUUUUCUCCUUUCAUAUUAUUACAAUCAUAACUGAUCUCUUAUUCAUUUGAUAAAUGUUUUCUUACUAAUACAAGUGGUGAUGGUUUAUUUAGUUAAUGUUCUGUUUCAAGGUAAAAUUCCCCUUAAUCUCUCAUCAUUUUUAUUACGUUCAACGUCUGUCGACAUGGUACCCUGUUUACCAGUUAACACUGUACACAGUUUACUCACAUGCAUACACAUAAAAGAGACAAGGAGUAUUUAAAAAAAGAACAGAUUUGUAGCAAGAUUUUUAAAAAUUGUAACAUAAAACAUUAUCUAACUGUAAUUUUGUUUUUAACAACUAAUAUUAGUCCAAAAAAAUUAUUUUUCUAGUUACUACCCUCUUGAUAAGUUGUUUGUUCAAUGAGAAAUUACUAUUAAUUAUUACUGAUUUAUGAUGUAAUCCAAUUAAUCAAUUAAUUAAGAGGAAGUUUUAAAAUUUCUGUUCAGUUGUUUUCUUCUCAACUUUCUUUAUUCAUCAUAUAAACUAUAGGAUACAUAAAUUGAACUUAUGAUAUUACUGUUUGUAAGAAAUAAACCUCGGAUAUGUUUCGCUCAAUGGUGAAAUGACGUUAAUACAUAUUAAGAUGGUAUUAGAUACGUAGUUCACUUUGAACACCAUUAUUUACGGUAAUGUUAUGUUCUUUGAGCUGGAUGGUUUAAUUUUGGAUUUUUCAUUGUCGUCGUGGUCUACAUCAUGUAGAAUAUUCUGAUGGAGAUUUUCAAACAAUAAUAAAUGCUUCGCA